Scaptodrosophila lebanonensis is the source of this 1459-nucleotide messenger RNA. Its product is annotated as reticulon-4-interacting protein 1 homolog, mitochondrial. The transcript is spliced from 3 exons. Bases 13 to 1251 code for a protein of 412 amino acids. The record is from RefSeq and is a predicted model, not a curated record. Gene Ontology annotation, cellular component: mitochondrion. Gene Ontology annotation, molecular function: zinc ion binding; oxidoreductase activity. Lineage: Eukaryota; Metazoa; Arthropoda; Insecta; Diptera; Drosophilidae.
CGUGCGCUGAUAAUGAAAGCCACCAGCGUUUGCAAAAUGAGGCCCAUUAAUUGGUUAGGAACGCUUUUGCGCUCCCCUCGAAGCAGUGGACGCUAUGUCGGAUCUAGAACAACAACAACAGCAGCAACAGGUGUACAGCGGACGCCGCCGCCGCCACCAAAAGCAUCGACAAAGAUGCGCGGCUGGCAAUUACACUGCUAUGGCGAUAUUGACGAGCUGCAGCUUUCGGAGAAGCUAAGGAUGCCACAAAUUCGCAGCUCCAACGAUUGCUUGGUGCGUGUGCGCACGACCACAAUUAAUCCAAUUGAUUUGGCAAUGCUAAGAGGCUAUGGAGCAACAGUGCUCAAUACAAUACGCUGUCAACCAGGCGAGGGCAUCGAAUUUCCCCUUACGCUGGGUCGUGAGUUCUGCGGAGAGCUGGUGCAGAAGGGCAUGGGAGUGAAUAGCGAGAAAUUAGCGCUGGGGCAGAGGGUCUGGGGUGUAGUACCCUUGCAAAUCUCUGGCUCUCAUGCGGACUACGUUGUCGUGCCAUCAUAUUGCCUGGCGCCGGCCCCCACGGAGCUUGAUGACAGCGAGGCUGCUAGCGUGCUCUACGCUGGUCUAACUGCCUGGUCUGGCUUGUACAUAACAGGGCGUCUUGGUGGCUUGUGCGGCGCCACCACAUCCUCUGGCGGCGGUGCAAAUAAACGCGUUUUGGUUUUUGGCGGCUCGGGUGGUGUAGGAACGUUGGCUAUACAGAUGCUUAAGUCACAAGGUGUACAAGUUCUGGCCACCUGCAGUGAGAAUGCUGUUGAAAUGGUGCGCUGUCUUGGAGCCGACCAUGUAGUGGACUAUAACAAUCCAGCCGAUAUGGAUACUCUCUGCAACUAUGCACCCUACGACAUCGUUUUAGAUUGCGCCGGCCAGGGGAGUCAGCAGGCGGCGCAAUUAAAGUUUGACUUUCGACAGUACAUAACCUUCUCUUCACCGCUGUUGGCCAACAUUGAUAAGCAAGGCUUAGGCCUGGGCUUGUUAAAAAAUGUAGCUGAUUUAUUAGAGAGCAAUGCUAAGGCAAUUACACAACGUGGCGGCUUGGUUAAAUGGGGAUUCUUUGCACCGGCAUCACAUGGCAUUGAGUUUUUACAGAGUCUGGUGCAGCAUAAAAAGCUCAUACCCCUCAUCGACAGCAGCUUUGAGUUCGCCGAGCUACCCAAGGCAUUUGAGCGCCUAAAAUGCGGACAUCUGCGUGGCAAAGUUGUGGUAAAGCUAUGAGCAUUACCAUGCGACUGAUUCUUUGUGAUUAUUUAUUGCAAUAUUAAAUUGCUAAUGCACAGCAACUUUUGACCGGUGCUUGUGACGUUAGUGUUUUUGUUUCCUAUGCAGCGACGUCAUAGCGUCAACGACUCAGCAAUUUGCACAAUUCUUUAUAUUAAGCAAAAAUAGAAAAAGAAAAUAUCAAUAAAUAAGCUGCGGAAACUCA